AUGGCAGAAAGGAAAAGAAUAAGACCAAGAAAUUCAUUUAAUUCAGAUUCAUUAGAAAAAGAAGGAUUUAAAGAAAAAGAUAAAAAUAAAGAAUAUUUUAUUGAAAAUAAAAAUCAAAAGAAAAAAACAAGUUUAAAUGAUAAAAUUGAGGAUUUAGAAACAAGAUUAAUAGAAUCUCAUAAUAGAAAAAAAGAUUUUGAUAUGAUAUUUAAUACAGAAAAGGGUUUAAAAAGUCUAGAUGAUGUACGUAUUAUCCUUGAUAUUGGAAACAUUAUUAUUAUUACUAAAGCACAUGAUAAAUCUCUUGUUUUAUUAACUCGUAAACUAGUGAUAUGGCUUUUAUCAUAUCAAUCUAAUCAUGAAAAAAAAUACAAUGUAUAUGUAGAAUCGACUUUUAAAGAUUCAUGUGAUUUUGAUUCUAAAAAUAUUAUAAAGCUGAAUCCAUCUUUUGAAAAUUAUUUAAAAUAUUGGACAUUUGAGUUUUGCAAUGAAUAUUCAUCAUUAUUUGAUUUUGUUAUUACGCUUGGUGGAGAUGGGACUGUAUUAUUUGGUAGCUGGCUGUUUCAAAAGACAGUCCCUCCUGUUCUUUCUUUCUCACUUGGUUCAUUGGGAUUUUUAACAAUGUUUGAUUUUUCAACUUUUGAUACUACAUUGGACAAUUUAUUUUGUAAUGGAGUUAUUAUUAGUUUAAGAAUGAGGCUUCAAUGUACUAUAAUGAGAGUUAAAGUUGAUGAUAAUGGGGAACCAAUUGAUAAAACAAGAGAUUUAGAUCGUUCUAUAUUGAAUGAUAAAAAUUGUGGAACAAGUUUAACUCAUGAACCUAAAGAAUCAUUUUCAGUAUUAAAUGAUCUUGUUGUUGAUCGUGGUCCAAAUCCAUUUUUAAGUUCUAUAGAACUUUAUGGUGAUUAUGAACAUUUUACCUCUGUACAGGCAGAUGGAAUUUGUAUUUCUACACCUACAGGCUCUACAGCAUAUUCACUUUCUGCGGGUGGAUCUCUUUGUCAUCCAGAUAUACCAGCUAUACUUAUAAGUCCAAUAUGUCCUCAUACAUUAUCAUUUAGACCUUUAUUGGUACACGAUUCUAUGAUUUUGCAUGUCGCUAUCCCAUAUGAUUCUAGAAGCACAUCUUGGGUUAGCUUUGAUGGAAGAAAUAGAGUGGAAAUUAAACAAGGCGAUUAUGUAACUAUUUCAGCAUCCAAAUUUCAUUUCCCCAUUGUCCUUCGAUCUAAACAAAAUUCUAACUGGUUUACCAGUCUUGCUACUAGACUUGGAUGGAAUGAACGCACAAUAAAACUUAAACCUUUGUCAAAUUAA
Messenger RNA from Pneumocystis carinii B80, 1314 nucleotides. RefSeq lists its product as hypothetical. The transcript has 12 exons. NCBI's taxonomy places the organism in Eukaryota, Fungi, Ascomycota, Pneumocystomycetes, Pneumocystales, Pneumocystaceae. The record is from RefSeq and is a predicted model, not a curated record. Bases 1 to 1314 code for a protein of 437 amino acids. Gene Ontology annotation, molecular function: NAD+ kinase activity. Gene Ontology annotation, biological process: NADP+ biosynthetic process; NAD+ metabolic process.